GUUACUGGAUAUUAUGUAAUAAAAGUAAAUGUUUGUCACUGACUGUAAACCUCCCUGCCCUGCACCUGCAUCUCGACGAAAUGGGAGUUGAAGAUUUCUGCACGAGUUUCCAAGUUAGAUGUCCAAUAUAGUGUCAUUCCUUUGCACUUUCCCCAGUUGAAAGGUGGAAAUUCAGGCUCUCCGAGUUGAAUGGAACACUUCAUGAAUCGCAGCAACAACAAUACAGAGCAUCGCGGCUUUCCUCACAAGAGCGAACAUUUGGACACACACACACAUACCAGAUCUGCAGAUGGGUCAGGCUCUGUGGAGGGUGGUUAGGAACCAGCAGCUGCAGCAGCAGUACAGUGAACAGUGCUACCUCCAGCAGGAGAGAGAGCAGGGCAGAAGGAUGGGGCCCCCACUGGCUGAGCCUCCGCAGCAGCGCCGCACACCACAGUGCCAGGUCCCUGGUACUGACAUUAACCACCUGCUCCGUGUCCGCAAGGGCAAAGAUGAGCAGGGCUUCAUUGACCUUGAGAUGCUGCCACCUGAACUCAGCAUCACCAUCCUCUCUUACCUGAAUGCUACCGACCUGUGCCUGGCCUCCUGUGUGUGGCAGGACCUGGGCAAUGAUGAAUACCUGUGGCAAGGCCUGUGCAAGUCCACUUGGGGUCACUGUUCCAUAUACAAUCGAAGGCUUCCAUCUGGAUUUUCUUAUAGAAAGCUUUACAUGGAGUUAGAUGAAGGAAGUCUAACCUUCAAUGCCAACCCGCAAGAGGGUAUCAGUUACUUCAUGUCCAGAGGCAUUCUGUUGGACCACCCGAAGGAAAUUGCCAAGUUUAUAUUCUAUACCAGAAUGUUGAAUUGGAAGAUGCUUCGGAUUUAUCUUGAUGAACGGCGAGAUGUCCUGGAUGAGCUAGUCACACUUCAUAAUUUUAGCAACCAGUUCCUCCCUAAUGCACUCAGGGACUUCUUCAGACACAUUCAUGCCCCAGAGGAGAGGGGCGAGUACCUGGAGACCCUCAUCACCAAGUUCUCCCAUCGCUUUUGUGCUUGCAAUCCCACUCUGGUGCAGGAUGUGGGCCUAAGUCCUGAUGGAGUGUACGUGCUGUGCUACUCUCUCAUCCUUCUUUCCAUCGACCUCACCAGCCCCCAUGUGAAGAACAAGAUGUCCAAGAGGGAGUUUAUCCGAAACACACGGCGGGCUGCUCAGAACAUCAGCGAGGACUUUGUAGGCCACCUCUAUGACAACAUCUAUCUGAUCGGCCACGUGGCGGCCUAGCCACUACAGCGCAUGGUGCAUUAGAAAACGGCGUCUGGCACAUAAAACACUGGCGACUGCGUUGGAAGGAUUCUGCACUAGGAAGAAAACACUGUCAGAACACUGCAGGUCAUUUUAAACUGAAGUUAUAUGAGUUAAGCUCUUAAUAUGAUGCGCUGCAGUGCAUUACAAAGGAGUGGAGAACACGAACAGCCACGAUGUGAAGAAUCAACAAAACAAGUCAGCUGUUAGCAGGCUAACAUUCUAGCUGUGGUAAUGACAAACUUAACCUACCACAAAUCGCUUAACCAUGCAGAACCAUGUAGCUACAUAAAGGGAUAUGUGAUAAGCUAUGAAGUCAGUUAAAGAUGAAUGUAGAUUUAUGGGGCUUGCGUAAAAUUAACAAGACAUCUAUUUUCUUCCCCAUUCUAAUUUUGAAACCUCUCGUGAUUAUCCUAUGAAUGACAGAUUUGUUUUUUUGUUUUUUUUUUGCAAUAUCUAGAGUAGCAUUCCAAAAAGAUUAUUCUCAAAUUCACAAACUCCACUAAUCUCCUUACUGUCAAUCAUAUCAAUUAAUUAUUCUCACAACAGCCAUAAAACAGGCUAUAAAUAUAUCUUGAAAUAAAUUAUAGUGUGUGUGUGUGUAUAUAUAUAUAUAUAUAUAUAUAUAUAUAUAUAUAUAUAUAUAUAUAUAUAUAUAUAUAUAUAUAUAUAUAAUAUUAUUAUUAUUCCAGUGCACUACAAUGGUUUUCCACCUAGACCAUAUUUUAAUACUCUAAGAAAUUUAGGCAAGUCUACAGCCGCUGUAAUAUGAAAGGAUUGACAGACUAAAACAGAUAAUGAACAAAGGGUUUGUGUGUGUGUAUGUGGUUUCUAGUUUUACAAGGAUAUAUGUUUGUGCAUUGUCACAUGUGUCUCAUGUUCCUUGAGAGGAGUAAAACCCUGUGAGACUUUGUUAGCACUGAACUUUUAUUGUUUAUCAUCUGUUGUUAGUUUGGUUACUUUUUGUUGGUCAUCUUCUUUUCUACAGUUUUCUGAUUUUCUAUAUAUAUAUAUAUAUAUAUAUAUAUAUGUAUAUAUACACACACACACUUCCGGUCAAAAGUUUUGAAACACUUACUCAUUCUUCAUUAUAAUUAUUUUUUUUUUUUUUUCACAUUUUAGAAUAAUAGUGAAGUCAUCAAAACUAUGGAAUAAAUGGAACUAUGGGAACUAUGUUGUGACUAAACAAAAUCCAAAAUAAAUCAAAACUGUGUUAUAUUUUAGCAUCUUCAAAGUGGCCACACUUUGCCUAGAAUUUGCAGACAUGUACUCUUGACAUUUUCUCAAACAACUUCUUGAGGUAUCACCCUGGGAUGUUUUUAAACAGUAUUGAAGGAGUACCCAUCUAUGUUGGGCACUUAUUGGCUGCUUUUCUUUAUUAUUUGGUCCAAGUUAUCAAUUUCAAAAACUUCUUUUUUUUUUUUUUAUUAUUACAUUUUAGUUUUAUAAUGAAAUAAAUUAAUAUAGUGGCACAAAUAUAUUUUUGUCUACAAAAUUAAUUUCAAACAUUUAAGCAUACGCCUUCAGAUCAAAAGAUUUUUAAGAUUAUGAGAAACAUUUCAGUCAAGUGUUUCAAAACUUUUGACCUGUAGUGUGUGUGUGUGUGUGUAGUGUGUGAGUGUGUAAGAGUGUGUGUGUGUGUGAGUGUGUGUGUGUAUAUAUAUAAACCGCUGUCAUUGUCCAUGCAAACACUUUGAAAAUAACUUUUGAAGACACUUUAAGAUCAACUUCUAUCAAGUCAUGUCGUUUUUACUGAACAUCUGAGUGCUUUAAUCUAGAAAACCUAUGCCUUUACCUUUUUCUCAAAUAGUACUUUGGAAAUUACUUGAGAAAAUACUCCCAACUCAUGAAUGUUGAGUCAUCAUUCGUUCAAUUCGGAUGGUGCAAUACAUUUGUGCGUGACAACAGAUAUAUAUAUUAAUAUUAUUAUUAUUCAAUUUUAUUUUAUUUAGACUUUCUUUUUCAAAAUUGGGUGCCAAUAGUGAGGAUUGUGUACUAAACUAACAUAUACACAAUAAUUAUUCACAAGCUCUGCAUAGUUUAAUUUAAUGUUGAAUAUUUUAUUUGCAAAUAAUGUAUAUAUUUAAGUAUAUAAAUGUAUAAACAUUAUAUUUUAUUUUAGAGGAUUUUAACUAAGAGUUGUGAGUUUUCCCGCAGUUUAUAGAGAUACUUUUGCACUUUUUGGCAUAUUUACCAUGUCAGAAUGCUAAGAGCACUCAACCACUCAGCAAACUAUGUGACAUAAUUUAUUUGUGAAAUUUCAUGCCAAUAAAGGUUAACCUAUAUAAUAUGGA
Messenger RNA from Myxocyprinus asiaticus (Chinese sucker), 3576 nucleotides. RefSeq names its product F-box protein 8 (gene fbxo8). The transcript is spliced from 6 exons. The record is from RefSeq and is a predicted model, not a curated record. Gene Ontology annotation, biological process: regulation of ARF protein signal transduction. Gene Ontology annotation, molecular function: protein binding; guanyl-nucleotide exchange factor activity. Bases 290 to 1261 code for a protein of 323 amino acids. NCBI's taxonomy places the organism in Eukaryota, Metazoa, Chordata, Actinopteri, Cypriniformes, Catostomidae.